UUUUCCGAUAUCGUUCUCUGUUUAUACAACAUAAGGUGUGUGCGAAAGAAAUCUAAAUACCUUACUUGUCGAUUUAAGUUUAUUCAAAGAUUAGUUUGAAUGCAUGUGUAUAACCGCACAAAUGACUGUAUCAGGUGAAAAGCUUUAUUGCAUAGACAUGUUCGUCAAGGCAUUUAUUUUAAUGGUAUUGUCGACAGUUAUUACAUGUAACGGACAGGAUAAGCCAUAUUGUACAGGAGGCAAUUAUAAACGGGCACAAAAUGCUUGCAAUAACGCUUAUGGAGGACCGCCAAGCUCAGAUUUAUCACUGAUAUGCGAAAGCUUGAAUUGUUUUUUACAAUGUCUGAAGGACGCAGUUUCGGAUUGUUGGAAAACUGACCAGCUUUUCACCUAUGACUUAAACACAACUGUAGUACAAUUUAGAGCAAUGUGCCAGGAUCUCAAAAAGACAAAAAAAGCCCAGACCGUUUGCAAUCCAACAUCAUGUAAGAAUCAAUACUUAAAUUCCAAUUAUACUGAAAGAAUGCGAGACUUAUUCAACAACGGAGAUUUUGCAGAGUAUAAGAAAUUACAAUGCAGGUUUGCAAGGGAUACACUUAACUGCAUAUCAACGGCCCCUGUUCGACCAGAUUGUACCACUGAGCUAGAGGAGUUGAGUAAAGGGAUUGAAACGGUCAAAUAUUCUUGGUCAGAGUGUGGUAUUGCGCAAGAUCAUCAAUUUUUCAAAACCUACGCAGACAAAGAUACACCUUGUCCUAAUCCAGCAAUAAAUAGCAAUUGCCUUUUAAUACCUUUGACACAAAGAGUCUCAAAAUGUCUUAAGAUACCAAGUUUGACGUCAGGGUCAAGUGGGCUCAUGGAAAAUGUUUGUUCAGAUAUUGAGUGUAACUUGAAGUGCUACUUAAGUGCCAUCGGUGAUUGUUACAAAGAGGACAGACUUUUCAACAUGGAUCCCAAAGUCAUUAAAGUUGUUGGCAGAGCGAUUUGUGACAACAGGCAAGGUAUAAUAUCACCUCUAAACCUAUGUCCUGUUAAUAAUCAGACAUGUGUAGAUGAAUUUAACAGCGCUUGGACAGAAGCUAGCGCGCAUCUUAUGAGCGGGGACUACACCGAAUUUAAAAGACGCCUAUGCCGGGCUUCAAAAGACUUUAGAGCGUGUGUAGACGUUACAGUCACAAGCACGUGCAUAUCUUCCAUAGCAGAACAAGCAAGGGACAUAUAUCAGGUUGGAUAUAGCUAUGCUGCCUGUGGACCUCAAGACCACGCCUAUUUUACAAAAUAUGGUGGAGAUGUUAACUGUAUUACAUCCGCAAACUCACGUUUGAUGACAUCUUUUAUUGAAGUCAUGUUAUUCGCUGUGAUUUUGAUGAUGUGGCUAUAAAUUACGCUGCUACAAUUUUGGCAUUUCACAUUGUUAUAAGCCAUGAUGUUUUGUUAUGCCCCCGAAGGGAGACAUAUUAGUUUUCAACUGUCCGUCCGUUAAUUAGUUAGUUAGUUCAUUCGUUCGUCACAACGUUAACUUUUUGCACGAAGGCACUUUACUCGCGAACCACUGCACCCAGGACCUUCAAACUUCACAUGCUGAUAGUACUUAUUGAGUACACCACCCCUACUGACUUUGGGGUCACCAGGUAAAGGUCAAGGUGCUGCGGGAGCAUUUGUCACCAUUAGUGACAGCUAUUGUUUCUCCCAUACUUUUAAGUAUCUUGUACAUAUAUUCUCGCACAGAAACUGCUUUUAGAGAGAAAAAAAAAUACAGUGUAAACUACGCAAGUUACGUAUUCUAUUUUACUUCAUUUUACAAAUACUAUUCAAGAGAAAAGCAAUUGUUUACAAACAAAAAUGAAACAUCGGGAAUCAAAGUCUUGAUUUUUAUCUUUUUAAAAAGCGUCCUAUUUUGUAAUAUGAGAAAUGCUUACAUAUGUAACAAUAAAAUACUCAAAAUAUUGCAACUUUUGCAAUUGUAAUUACAUCAACAUUGAUAAGAAAUAUUAUCUGGUAUGUUUUUAUUUGCAUGUUAUCUCACAGAAUUCAUAUAAAUUUUGGAACCGGUCAAAUCAACUAAAUGAUAUUAAAUAUUUUACUAUAAAUGCUUACUGUA
Molecule: messenger RNA, 2101 nt
Organism: Mercenaria mercenaria
Lineage: Eukaryota; Metazoa; Mollusca; Bivalvia; Venerida; Veneridae
Exons: 8
Coding region: 104-1381 (425 amino acids)
Source: RefSeq, a predicted model, not a curated record